GCUGUUUUCUUUGUGUAAAACAUUCCAUUAGGGACUGAAAUAAUAAAAUAUUUGAAUACACAGAAAUAGUAUAAUGGCACUGUCCAGACCCAUCUAUAUCGUAGCUGCAAAAAGAACAGCUUUUGGAGCAUUUGGAGGUAAAUUUAAAGAUGUCUCUGCAACUGUUCUUGGUGAAAAGGCUGCCUCUGCCACCAUAGCUGCAGCAAACCUUGACCCAUGCCAUGUAAAGUCUGUUAUCUUUGGUAAUGUCAUUCAGAGUUCAUCAGAUGCAGCUUAUCUGGCACGCCACAUUGGUUUGCAGGCUAACGUACCAAUAGAAGCUACCGCCUUGACAGUUAAUCGUUUAUGUGGUUCAGGAUUUCAGGCUGUGAUAAAUGCCGCUCAGGAAAUUAUUCUGGGUGACGCUGACAUUGUUCUUGCAGGUGGUUCAGAAAACAUGAGUCAAGCGCCGUUUGCAAUAAGAAACUCUAGAUGGGGAAUUAACCUAGGCGAACAAAGAGAGAUGGAAGACACCCUGUGGUCAGGUUUGACUGAUUCAUAUAUUAAUACACCCAUGGGUGUGACGGCUGAAAACCUAGCAGAAAAAUACUCAACUACUAGGCUGGAAUGUGAUGAGUUUGCGUUAUCAUCACAAGAUAGAUGGGCUAAAGCACACCAAGAUGGAGUGUUUUCUGAUGAAAUAGCACCUGUGGAGGUGAAAAUAAAACGCAAGACUGUUGUAGUAGACACAGACGAACAUCCUCGUGUUGGCGUUACUUUAGAACAACUCCAAAAACUGCCACCAGUUUUCAAAAAAAAUGGUACCGUAGCUGCAGGAAAUGCUUCUGGAAUAUGUGAUGGUGCUGCAGCAUUGCUGGUUGCGUCUGAAGAAGCAUGUAAAAAACAUAACCUAGCCCCACUAGCACGUAUUGUAUCCUACGGUGUUUCAGGUGUUGAUCCCAGUAUAAUGGGUAUUGGACCAUGUCCCGCAAUCAAAACAGCACUUAAGAAUUCAAAUAAAUCUUUAUCUGACAUGGCUUUAGUCGAGGUGAACGAGGCUUUUGCAGCACAAUAUUUAGCCGUUGAGAAAGAAUUAGGUUUGGAUCGUAGCAUAACCAAUACAAAUGGUGGAGCGAUUGCUCUUGGUCAUCCUUUGGGUACAUCAGGUGCCCGAAUUCUUACACAUCUAACGCAUGCGCUCAGAAGAACUGGUGAACAAUAUGCUGUUGGUUCUGCAUGUAUCGGUGGUGGACAAGGAAUUGCUGUAGUAUUAGAGAAUAUGAAGUAAUUUUAAAUAAUGAAAUUAAUUUUACCUUGUGUGGUGGAUGCACUAGCUUUUUCGUAACUAUGGCAUAGAUUUAUUGUGAUUUGAAAUAGACUUCUCGUAACUGUGCCGUAAAUUUCUUGUAAUUACGUAAUAGACUUCUCGUAAUUACCAUUUAGAAUUUUCGUAAUUAUUAAAAGAUUUUUAGUAUUUUCGGUAAUUAUGCUGUAGAUUUAUCGUAAAUAUGCCUUACAAUUCUCGAAAAUGUCUUCUACAAUUCUAGUGACUAUGCAAUAAACUUCUCGUAACUCAUAUUUUUAGGUAAUUAAGAAAAAACUGAAUUUGAUCGAGUUAAAAAAACUUGCCGUCAAGUCAAAUAUAGGGAAAAAUUUUUGUAUUUGAUUCAUCUAUGUUUAGGUGAUCGUACGAUCUAGCGUAGACCGAAGAAGAGUUUUUUUGGUCUCCCUCCAUCUACUUUCAGCCAGCUCCAUUACCUCUGUUCUUUUGAUAAAAAAUUCCCUUGCAUUUGUUUCUUGCAAUGGCUUUAAGCGAGAAAAAGUCUCUAGUUUAAACAUGAAGAAUGAAAUUAAAUUUGAUAUUUUUCGAGGGUUUUUUCUUAUAAUAGUUAUUUUGUUGUCGUGUGUUGAAAUUUACACGUUGUAAAGAUUUUUAUUAAAAUAAUUUUUGAGAAAAGUUAUUUUAUUUCCGCAGUAGAACGAAUCCAAUAAAAAAUAUCACUUCCGUACUCCA
Hydractinia symbiolongicarpus is the source of this 1993-nucleotide messenger RNA. RefSeq names its product 3-ketoacyl-CoA thiolase, mitochondrial-like. The record is from RefSeq and is a predicted model, not a curated record. Gene Ontology annotation, molecular function: acetyl-CoA C-acetyltransferase activity. Lineage: Eukaryota; Metazoa; Cnidaria; Hydrozoa; Anthoathecata; Hydractiniidae. The transcript is spliced from 7 exons. Gene Ontology annotation, biological process: fatty acid beta-oxidation. Bases 74 to 1267 code for a protein of 397 amino acids.